AUGCUUCGACCAUGGCUACGCCAAUGCCCCAGAGCUGCCCGCUCUCUCGCCAGUCCCCGUUGUCGCCAGUCCUAUAUCCCUCGGCCACGUUUGCUCCCCUCUGAUGCCAUCUCAUCUUCUUUAUCGCAAUCUCGAGUUAGGCAUCUACAGACCUCCACCGCAGAGCCCGAAGACCGCGUUCCCCUACGAAAGCAACUCAAACAAGGUGCCAAGGCCUUGAAAGCUCACAAGCGCCAGAGGAGGGAGAGUGAGGAAGCAUCCCGGCAGAAAUGGGAAUUGACCGUGGGCAUUGAGAUUCACGCGCAACUGAAUACCCAGUCCAAAUUGUUCUCCAGUGCCUCGACGUCAUCUACCGACCUUCCCAAUUCCAAUGUCGCUCUCUUUGACCUGGCCUUUCCGGGCAGUCAACCCAAAUUUCAAAUCCCAACCCUCCUUCCUGCCCUGCGCGCUGCCCUGGCACUGAACUGUGAUAUCCAGUCGGUCAGUCGGUUUGACCGGAAACAUUAUUUCUACCAGGAUCAACCGGCUGGCUACCAGAUCACCCAAUACUAUGAACCCUUUGCACGAGCCGGCUACGUCGACCUCUUCAGCCACGACGGUAUUGCGCCGGAAGAUGGAGACCAGGUUCGCAUUGGCAUCAAGCAGGUCCAGCUCGAACAGGAUACAGCCAAAUCCCAAGAAUACCCUCCCUCGACGCAACUCCUCGAUUUCAACCGUGUCUCCCAUCCGCUUAUCGAGAUCAUCACCAUGCCCCAAAUCCAUACGCCCGCAACCGCUGCGGCAUGCGUUCGAAAGAUCCAAUCCAUUCUCCAGUCGUGCAGUGCCGUCACAACGGGUAUGGAACUGGGAGGUCUCCGAGCCGAUGUCAACGUAUCCAUCCGCCAGCGGGGGGAAGUCGAAGGCACCCACCAAUACGGAGGAAUCGGCGGUCUCGGCCAACGCACUGAGAUCAAAAACCUGAGCAGUUUUAAGGCAGUAGAGGAUGCCAUUAUCGCCGAAAAGAACCGUCAGAUCGCCGUCCUCGAGAGCGGAGGAAAGGUGGAAGGAGAGACCCGCGGAUGGACGAUUGGAAGCACGGAGACACGGAAGCUCCGAGGCAAAGAAGGCGAGGUGGACUAUCGCUAUAUGCCCGACCCCGACAUUCCGCCGCUCUUUAUUUGUGACGACCUCGUGGCUGAACUACGGAACACGUUGCCAGCGGUCUCGGACGAGCUGAUCGGGGUGUUGAAGGAUCCUGCGUACGGUCUUCCCAUCGAGGAUGCCAAACCGCUGGUUGAGCUGGAAGACGGAGCACGAUUGGAAUACUACCAGGACGUGGUGGAUAUCCUGCGCGAUCUGCAGCAAGAUCAGGAUUCCAAAACUCGAGCAACUCUAGGGCGCGUGGCGGGUAACUGGGUUCUUCACGAGCUUGGAGGGUUGCUGACCAAAGCAGACCUGGUCUGGGAUCCGGAGCGUGUUCCCGCACAGUCUCUCGCUGAAAUAAUCGACCAGCUGCAGCGGAAACGGAUCACCGGUCCUACGGCCAAGCAGGUAUUGGCCAUGGUGUUUGACGGUGACUCGCGGGCGGUCCCCCGGCUUCUGGAGGAGGAGAAUCUACUUCUUCGCCCUCUUUCGCGGGAGGAGUAUGUGACCCUAGCCGAAGGCGCGAUUGCUCAGAACCCUCAGAUGGUCGAACAGAUUCGCAGCAAGAACCAAGUGGGUAAAUUAGGGUGGUUUGUAGGACAGAUGAUGCGCAUGGGGGAGAAAGGUCGCGUGGAAGCACCCAAGGCUGACGCAAUUCUGCGGGAGCUUAUCCUAGGGGACGGCCAGGGUCCAUGA
Molecule: messenger RNA, 1818 nt
Organism: Aspergillus melleus
Lineage: Eukaryota; Fungi; Ascomycota; Eurotiomycetes; Eurotiales; Aspergillaceae
Product: glutamyl-tRNA(Gln) amidotransferase subunit PET112
Exons: 4
Coding region: 1-1818 (605 amino acids)
Biological process (GO): mitochondrial translation; glutaminyl-tRNAGln biosynthesis via transamidation
Molecular function (GO): glutaminyl-tRNA synthase (glutamine-hydrolyzing) activity
Source: RefSeq, a predicted model, not a curated record